Adineta steineri is the source of this 1539-nucleotide messenger RNA. The record is from the annotation of a GenBank genome assembly. NCBI's taxonomy places the organism in Eukaryota, Metazoa, Rotifera, Eurotatoria, Adinetida, Adinetidae.
AUGUUAAAAUCAGAAUCAACAUCAACAGUAAAUCCAAAAGGAGAUAGUGAACUUUGUCGAAAUGCUUGUGGAUUUUAUGGUAAUAAAAUAUGGGAUGGAUUUUGUAGUAAAUGUUAUCGUGAAGUGUAUCAACAAGCAAAACAAAUUCAAGAAGUUUAUGAUGAAAAAUCAACUAAUCCAGCAUUAGAUGGUACUCCACCACCAUCCGGUCAAUCGUCUCCAUCAUUUUCUAAUUUUCAAGAAAAACGUCGUUCUAACAUCAGUAUGCGUAAUCCUCUUCGACAGAUGGUAAAUCGUGCUGGUGGUAGUCUUCGUUCAUCAAAUAACUCAGUUAUAUCAUCAUUAAUGACCGAUGAACAAGCAUUAGAAAAUGAAGCAGCAAGUAAACAUUUAGAUAUCAUGACAACAGACGAUGCACGUCUUGAUAUAAAAUCUCAAGUCAAAACAUUUGCAACUAAUUUUCAUAAAAAAUGUACAAAUAAAAAUGUUAAUAUCGAUACACUUAUACAAGAAUAUGGAGCAUUUAAAGAUUCAUUAAAAAAACGUAUACAAACAAAUCCAAUAUAUCGAGAUGAGAAUGAAGAUUUACUUCUUCGUGUUCGAGAUUAUGUUGAAAAAAUAAUCUUUUCACGUAACUAUGCAUAUGUAUUCAACCGUAUUAGUAUAGCAUGUGAAGAAAAAGAUUUAUCAAUACAAAAUCGUAUAUCAUCACUUCAUUGGAUAACAGCACCAAUGUUAGAUACAGUACUUAAUGAAAAUAUUCAUACUGCUCAUGAAGCUAUUUAUAAAGCUAUGAAUGCUUUAAUUGAACUUGAUCCUAAAACAACACCACAAGGAAAAAUUCAUUCAAUUAUGGAAUGUAAAUCAUUUAUUGAAGAUGCUAUACGUGCUAGUAAUAGUAGUAGUGGAAUAAAUGCUGAUAGUUUUCUUCCAGCUCUUAUUUAUAUUGUAUUAAAAGCUAAACCACCACGUUUACAUUCAAAUAUACAAUUUCUAAGUCAUUUUUCCCAACCAAGUGGUGAACAACUUUAUUAUUUAGCUAAUCUUGAUUCUGCUGUUCGUUUUAUUGAACUUUUACAAGCUGAACAUCUUGGUUUAUCGUCCGAUGAUUUUUCAUUAUAUAUGCGUGGUGAACCGGUAUUACCUUCAAAAUUUAUUUCUCUAUUUGAGUCUUCAAUAUCAAAUGAAACUAAUAGUCAACAAUUAAGAAAAAAUUUUACACUUUAUCAUGAACUUGAUCAUCAUUGUGAAAAAUUUGAUGAAAAUAUUUUUGAUUUCAAUCGACGUUUAAUGCAAACAGUCAAUGAUGUACAAACAUUAUUAAAAGAUACAUAUACACGUUUUCCACAUAUGGAAAAAAUUCCUCAAUUAAUCGAUAUUGAUAAUACUGAACCUAUUGAACCUAUAUCAAGACCAACAAUAAUAAAUCAAAAAGAUAUUGCUGAUAUAUUCGAUCAAUCAACAUCAGAAAUUGAACUAUUACCACAACCAUUAGAACCUGAAAUAAUAUCCCAACAACAAAUAAAAAAUGAUAAUUAA